AUCGGGCGCCAACGGGAGGAGGAGCUGCGGCUGCCACCACCACUCCAGCAGGUCUGCUGGUAGGAGACAACUCGCCGAUAGCGAUAGCGCGGGCUGCAGGUCCACACGCCGGACAGACAGGCGGCUCUGAGGCCAUGGAGCCUGGUGGUGGUGACUUAGUGCGCUUUGGCCAGGGGCGGGCUGCCCAGGUGCUGCCAACGCGGUUGCUGCUGCUGCCGCUGUUGCUGGGUCGGGGGCUGCGUGUAGUGGCCGCGGCCUCCUCCUCUGGGGCGGCGGCUGAGGACAGCAGCGCCAUGGAGGAGCUCGCUACUGAGAAGGAAGCGGAGGAGAGCCACAGGCAAGACAGCGUGAGCCUGCUCACUUUCAUUCUGCUGCUCACGCUCACCAUCCUCACCAUCUGGCUCUUCAAGCACCGCCGGGUGCGCUUCCUGCACGAGACCGGGCUGGCUAUGAUCUAUGGGCUCAUCGUCGGGGUGAUCCUGAGGUAUGGCACCCCUGCUACCAGUGGCCAUGACAAGUCACUCAGCUGCACUCAGGAAGACAGGGCCUUCAGCACAUUAUUAGUCAAUGUCAGUGGAAAGUUCUUUGAAUACACCUUGAAAGGAGAAAUCAGCCCUGGCAAGAUCAACAGUGUAGAGCAGAAUGACAUGCUGAGGAAGGUAACAUUCGAUCCAGAGGUCUUUUUCAACAUUCUGCUGCCUCCAAUUAUUUUCCAUGCUGGAUAUAGUUUAAAGAAGAGACACUUUUUCAGAAAUCUUGGGUCUAUUCUGGCCUAUGCCUUUUUGGGGACUGCCGUUUCCUGCUUCAUUAUCGGAAAUCUCAUGUAUGGUGUGGUGAAGCUCAUGAAGAUGGUGGGACAGCUCACAGAUAAAUUUUACUACACAGAUUGUCUCUUUUUUGGAGCAAUUAUCUCUGCCACUGACCCAGUGACUGUACUGGCAAUAUUUAAUGAGUUACAUGCAGAUGUGGACCUUUAUGCACUUCUAUUUGGAGAAAGUGUCCUAAAUGAUGCUGUUGCCAUUGUGCUAUCCUCGUCUAUUGUUGCCUACCAGCCAGCAGGGCUGAACACUCAUGCGUUUGAUGCUGCUGCGUUUUUUAAGUCAGUUGGCAUUUUUCUAGGUAUAUUUAGUGGUUCUUUUACCAUGGGAGCUGUGACUGGUGUUGUGACUGCUCUAGUGACCAAGUUUACAAAGCUGCACUGCUUCCCACUGCUGGAGACAGCACUCUUCUUCCUGAUGUCCUGGAGCACGUUCCUCUUGGCAGAAGCCUGUGGGUUUACAGGUGUUGUAGCUGUACUUUUCUGUGGAAUCACACAAGCUCAUUAUACCUACAACAAUCUGUCGGUAGAGUCAAGAGGUCGAACGAAGCAGCUCUUUGAGGUGUUACAUUUCCUGGCAGAGAACUUCAUCUUCUCCUACAUGGGCCUGGCUCUGUUUACCUUCCAGAAGCACGUUUUCAGCCCAAUUUUCAUCAUUGGAGCUUUUGUUGCCAUCUUCCUGGGCAGAGCUGCACAUAUCUACCCGCUCUCCUUCUUCCUCAACUUGGGCAGAAGGCAUAAGAUUGGCUGGAAUUUUCAACAUAUGAUGAUGUUUUCAGGCCUCAGGGGAGCAAUGGCAUUUGCACUCGCCAUCCGAGACACAGCAUCCUAUGCUCGCCAGAUGAUGUUCACGACCACGCUCCUCAUUGUCUUCUUCACUGUCUGGAUUGUUGGUGGAGGCACAACACCCAUGUUGUCAUGGCUUAAUAUAAGAGUUGGUGUUGACCCAGAUCAAGACCCACCACCCAACAAUGACAGCUUUCAAGUCUUACAAGGGGAUGGUCCAGAUUCCACUGGAGGAAACCAGACAAAGCAGGAGAGUGCAUGGCUAUUCAGGCUGUGGUACAGCUUUGACCACAAUUACUUGAAGCCCAUCCUCACACACAGUGGCCCCCCAUUAACCAACACUCUCCCAGCCUGGUGUGGCUUGCUGGCUCGAUGUCUGACCAGUCCCCAGGUGUAUGAUAACCAAGAGCCACUGAGAGAGGAAGACUCUGAUUUCAUCCUGACUGAGGGUGACCUCACCUUGACUUAUGGGGACAGCACAGUGACUGCCAAUGGUUCCUCAGGCUCCCACACAGCCUCCAUGAGCCUAGAGGGCAGUCGAAGAACAAAGAGCAGCUCUGAGGAGGUGUUGGAACGAGACCUAGGAAUGGGAGACCAGAAGGUCUCAAGCUGGGGCACCCGCCUAGUUUUUCCCCUGGAGGAUAAUGCAUGACUUUCCCCCCAAACCCUGAAGCAAUGGGGUAGACCCUUCAGUGGUGUGGGGCUGGCUGCAUGCUCCAGUGUUGUUUGAGGUGGGGCAGUGACUGAGUGGAACUAAUGCUUCUGUUUUUAUUGAGGUCUGAAGAUAUCUUAACAUUUAAAAUUUAACCAAGAUACAGAUGGUGGGGCUCAAGUGUAUCUUAAAUCAACACAAAUGCAGACCUAUUCCCACUUCUUCACAUAGUAGUGUGCUGUUCUGAGUUAAACAAACAAAAAACAAUCGCAUGCUUUACUGGUCUCUUAAUUCAUUCACCUGCGGUACCUGAACAAGGUGUGGUAGGUGCUGGGAAUCCCUCCCAGGAGAGGCUUCAUAUCUACACAUAGCAGUGAAAAUCCAGCUGGAUGUAGAAAUAUCAAGAGAGGGGAGAACAGGCUAGAAGAAAGAUCUCGAAGGAAGGCAAGUGAGAUUGGACCUCCAAGGAUUUAGGGGAAGCUGGUGUUGAAUGGGGCAGAAAACAUGAGAAGGCAAUUUGAGUGCAGGCUGUGGCCACGAGGGCUGUGUGAUACCAACCUCAUCUCAGGAUUUUUGACUUCUUUUGCUACCUGUGUUUCCUCUAGACUGAAGAUUGGAAAAUAUAUCCACCAACAUUUCAACAUGGGGGAAAGAAUUGUAAUUCCUUCUUUGGAAAUUUCCAUAAAGAAGAAGUUACUGAAAUGUUUGAAACCAAAGGCAAAAUAGUGUUAUACUGUUGUUUUGUAAUUAACCUGAAGGCAGGAGAAAACGUUUAGAAACUGAUGAUGAUAUCACUACAAAAAUCAGUCAAUUCUUCAGGGAUGCUAUAUGAGCUGACUGCUUGGAACAUGAUGAAUGGGACUGAGAUAUCUACUGUGGGUUUGGAAGACAGCAAAAUUUGUGGAGUGCUUUGAUCUGGGGAAGAAAAGGCAGUAAGAACUCUAAAAGCAAUAGGUUAGUAUUCAGAGGGAAGAACUCACUGUGAAAAAUAAAUAAAUAUAAAGAAAAUACAAGGUAGUGUUCUAAAGACUGGAUAGAAUUCCAAACUUCAGGCUAAUAAAUGCAUGAGAUUUCAGUGGCCACCUGAAGAAUCAGAGGUGAACCAGUGGAAAGUUAAGCUUUCUUCAGUCCAGUAGAAGGUUCUGUCUACUCUUAAGAUUAAGAAUAUAGAUGUCUUGACACUGAGUGCCAUGUAGAGAAAGGUAAUUUUCUUGGUAUUUGGGGAGGCUUGCACCAACUUCAUGUGUGAGUGUGGUUCCAAAUUUAGGAUUUCAGUUUGAGUUCUCUUGUGGGUGAGAUAUUCUACCUGCCCACACCUGUAGUAAGUGAAAAUACUGAGAGAACUCUUGGAAACCAAGUUGGAGAUUCUCCCCUUUGUCUUUGUGCUUCAGUGCUAUUACAUUUGAAAACCCAGUUUCUAAAAAGUGCUUUCACUAAAUGUAGGCAUUUCUCUUACUACAGCAGACAAAAUAGUGGCCAGGUCUUAAUGCUCCCAUCAUGAAUCAGCCAUUUAACCUUUUAACUCAUAUUUCUAAUGGUUAAUUUUAAAUAAGACAGUGUUUCACACUGUUUUUCAGUUGAUAGUUUGUGUAAGCCAAGAAAAAUUUAUUAGUCAUAUGAAAUUUCUGUUAUUCAUUUUAAGAGAAAUGACUUAAUGUGGUUCAAUAUAAUAGAACUGAAUAAUUUUUAUUCCCCUUUCUAUCUACACUAACAUCCACUUUUAUUUGAUGGUCAUCCAUGGGCUUUGUAAGUUUGGAUAAAAAAAUCUAAACAUGCCUAAUGCUAUGUUUCCCCCUAUAGAAGCAUUAUGCCUAUUCUGGGUGGUGAAAAGUAGGGUGCCACCAGGCCCAGAAACUAUCUAACUGAAGACUAUCUGCUGUCAAUCUGGCAUAAACAAGAUUGACACUGCUGAGUAAUGGUAUAUCCAAGUAAACAAAGUUCCUCUCAGAGGGUAAUCCCAAGUCAUCUUGUGAACAUAUUUGUGUUGGGUUGGGGUGGGGUGGUUACAGUUCAGCAGAGUCAAAUGUUGUAGAGCUGUUCUCAAUGUUGGCUGCACAUUAGGAUUUUUUGGCCCAUUUAAAAAAAUAUCAGUAUAAGAGCCUACCCUCAGAGAUCCAGAUUCAGUAGGUUUAGAGUGGGGCCUGGCUUCCAUGCUGUUUUGUAUCCUCAGGGAUUCUAAUCUGGAGCUAGGGUUAAGAACUUUUAGUCUAGAACUUGCAGUGGACCCUACUUGAAAUGUUAAAGAAUGGCCUAGCAAAUUAAGUUAAAAAAUCAUUAGUUAUGUGGAACAAACUGAGUGUUCAUCAGUAAUACAGACUGGGUAGCUGUGAGGGAGUUUCGUGCUAAUAUUUGCAGAACCCAAGAAUGUACUCCAUAAAGCACAGCUGAAAUAAAGCUCCCAUUUGAAAACCUUAGAGCAUGAGAGGGAGAGAAGGAUGACUUCAGUGUAUGUAUAAGGAGAGGAUUAAAAACCUGUCAUCUUUCCUUCCGUUUGUGGGAAAAGGGGAGUUUUGUCUUAACUGAGCUUAACUGAGUGGGGUGACUGGACAAAUAAGCAUUGAUGCCGUGCAGCCAAAAAUCACACUGUGACAUCACAUGUUUCACCAAAUAAACAGCAAGGAGGUCUUUAGGCUGUGAUCUCUACACCUGAAAAUGUACUCUGUGGUUUGGUUGACAAAUGAAAUUUUAGAAAAAAACAAAAAUGCUAUCUUAGCUAUCUAUGAACAUUUCAGUCUGUUUCAUGUCCUUCCCCUACUUCCAUCAUAUCACUUCCUUUCUCUGCCCAUAGUUGAAGUUACUGUAAUCAUGUCAGAUAUUUAAUGUGAACAAUCAUUUCUGAAUGUAGAAACACUACUGAUACACUUAGACAUUGGUGACAGGGCAGCUGAGCAACUCAGAGAGGAAAUCAUCUGCUUGGGAAUUUACCUUGGUACCCAUUGUGAGUUCUAAGAGGUGAAUCAGAAAGCUGAUUUUACCAUGCUGUCAAACGUAAUCUGGAAUGAGUGUUGCUGUAAACUUACCUUGCUGAUUCAAUAAAGGGACUUUUUAUUCCACUUCAGAAAUGGGGAACUCGACAAGCUUUGUGCCUGCCUUUGGUGUUGAUUCUGUAGAUGAGUUAGUGUAGGAGCUAGUCUGUCAGAAGUUUUAGACGGAUAUCAAUUGAGUUCUGAUCUCUUCUGUUGUUUAUAAAGUGGGAAUCUGACUUGCCAGUGUAAUUUGCUACGUUCUGACACAGUAAGUUGAAGGAAUCCAGUGGUCAAGAGUUAGAAUUUAGAAACAACCCAUUUGAAUGCUGCUUUUACACUGAUACCUUGAUACCUGAAAAGACCGUACCCCUUUCUAAAAGCUGGUAAAUACAAUAUACAGAGAAAUACUCUAGAAACCAAUGUGUCUAACCAGAAAAAUCAAGUAGGAUCUUUGACAAUCUUUUCAAAAUAAGAUUUAGAAGUAAACCGUAUUUUCCAGUUUCAAUUUUCAUAAGUAGAAUUUUUUUAAAAACUAACAAACACAUCUUGUAUUGUUACCCAGUGCUAGCAGAAAUUGUAAAGAGUAAAACCAAAGUUUUUGAUGUAGGUUUUCUUUUUGUAAGCAGGGUAUACUAUAACCAUGGCCUACAUGCAACAAACACAUAGGCAGCCAGUUUUCUGCUACUUGAGCCUUGGAGAUGAGAAGGUCUGCCUGUUCUGCUGCCUUUUGAAAAGGUCUGAAACAGACGCGAGAGCUUGGGAGAGGCCACCUUGUCAUUCUGAUGUCUGCCUUUUAAAAAGGGUUAAGAGAAUUGCCAGAUAUCAUGAUCAGCUAGAAUCUUGGCCAGUGGAAAAUGAUCUGGGCCUGUAUGUUAGGGGAACUCAAUAGAAAAGGACAUGUAAAUAGCAUGAAGAACGCUGCAUCUCUGUCUGAAGCACUUAAAAAAAGUUAACAUCCCACUGCUACUGGAUGACUGUCUAAUUACAUGGACAUUUAGGGACUGAGUUUUGUUGUGAUUAUUCCAGUUGUAGGCUUUGGAGAAAGAGAUGAAUAAUUUUUCAGCUGUGUGGGUGUUAAGUUUAUGGAUUUAGAAUUCAUCACUGAAAUCAGUCGUUCAAAGUGUGACUUCAUAGUAGGGUCACUUCCUUCUAGGUUGUCUUUUUCUUUUUUACAUAAAAUACAUCUGGUACUUCUUACUUACAAGUCUUACAUUUGUUAAAAUUAUUAAAUGGGAAGGCCACUGAUAUUCAUUUAAUAGCUGAAAAGCAAUUUUUAAAAUAGAAUAAAAUGAAUUUAACAUAGAUGAUGUGACCUCUUUUUGUACAGAUUACAUACCAUAAUUGAGGAGAAUUUUGUCUUCUACUUCCAUUCAGCAGUGGCAAACUGGUGGUUUUAUAAAAUUAACAUUAUAGUAUGUUAUACAAAAUAACAUUAAAAUAUGUUUAACUGUGAAAAAGUGAAGACUUGGAAUUAUCAGCAACUUUUAUGUGCAAUAAGGAAAACUGAAGUUAGACCCCAAAGUGCUAUCUUUCCCUAGCAUCCUACUUAAUGUUUGCCUUUGUAUAUAUGUUUAGAUUGAUAUUGUAAAGCUAGCCACGUUUUCCUGCCUUUGCUGAUAUCUAACACAUUUUUCUCAAAGCUUUUUCUGUAUUUUUUAUAAAACUUAAAAUAAAAAGAUUAACUGGCUGAA
Molecule: messenger RNA, 6912 nt
Organism: Phyllostomus discolor (pale spear-nosed bat)
Lineage: Eukaryota; Metazoa; Chordata; Mammalia; Chiroptera; Phyllostomidae
Gene: SLC9A7
Product: solute carrier family 9 member A7
Exons: 16
Coding region: 135-2255 (706 amino acids)
Biological process (GO): proton transmembrane transport; regulation of pH; sodium ion transport
Cellular component (GO): recycling endosome; membrane
Molecular function (GO): sodium:proton antiporter activity
Source: RefSeq, a predicted model, not a curated record